AUGGAACCCUUUGAAUGCCAGCAUGCAACUCUGGUCGAGCCCUUUUCAUGCCGUCGCCAGAGCAUGGGAGAGCAUGGGGAAAACCAGCAUCAAGUGGCGCAGUACACUCUGGAUGAACUUGAAGCUGGCUCCGACUUCUCCCUCUCCGACGUUGCUAUCGCAUACAAGACGUCUGGUCACUUAUGCGGUCUCCAGGAUGUGACGUCACAUCAAACUGUACACGCCGAAAGUAAUGCGCUGGGCUACGGCACCUUGACGAGAGUAUAUAAAGUUCGUCGUCCCUUGUGCACCCAGGGUACUCCUCCCUCACAGCUGAUCGUUGAAUCUGCGGCCGGGGCUCAUGCUGCCGGUGGUGGGAUGACAUGGCGGAAAACUGUGCGAUCAGAAGAAUAG
Messenger RNA from Metarhizium robertsii ARSEF 23, 393 nucleotides. Its product is annotated as Phosphomethylpyrimidine kinase type-1. NCBI's taxonomy places the organism in Eukaryota, Fungi, Ascomycota, Sordariomycetes, Hypocreales, Clavicipitaceae. The transcript has a single exon. Bases 1 to 393 code for a protein of 130 amino acids. The record is from RefSeq and is a predicted model, not a curated record.